AUGAUAGUCGAACUUCUAGUAAGUGUAUUUCUCUUCGGUUUGUGGCGGGUGAACAGUGAACUCUAUCUUCACAACACCAAUGAUGUGUUCGACAUUGAAUCGUAUGAUUGUCUUCGCGUUCAAUCAUCGCUCGUCUAUUGUCUUCGUCCAAGAGAACCGAUCGAUGUCACUCGAGACAGUGACACGAACGGAUGCGAACAGAAUGGUGGACGAUUACAUCGGUUCAGUGAACUUCGUACGAAGAAUAUCUCUCUCAGUACUAUCCUGCAUCAUUGGAGAUCCAGUCUCGAACGAGUCGAAGACUAUUCGCGAUAUCUGAGAGAUUCUUCUCAAUCCGAUGGAUUUCUCUGUGAAUGUUUUCAUCAAGGAUCGUUUGGCAAGAACUGCGAAUAUCGAUUACCCAUUGGAGAGUCAGUUGAAGAGACACUCGAAUGGCAACUGAUCAUGCGUAUGAAAAAUCCCAGAAAAGUGCAGAUCCAUGGUGAUGUGAUAUGUUCUGAGACAUUGCAGUGUGAUUCGGGUGUGUUGUGUUUGGAUUGGCGAGAGAUCUGUGAUGGAUUUCAACAUUGUCUCGAAGGGAAAGAUGAAGAGAAUUGUGAUCUGUUGGAGAUGAAUCAAUGCGAUGAAGAGGAAGAAUAUCGAUGUAUGAAUGGAAUGUGCAUUCUCGAUCAGUUCUUUCUCGAUGGAGAAUUCGAUUGUCUCGACUGGUCGGAUGAAAUGCCCUUCAAGUCAAGUGGGAAAUGUUCCUUGGAGAGUGUCAGCGAAGAAUGUGACGAUCAUCUUUGUCCACCGAACGAGUGGUCGUGUGGAGAUGGGCAAUGCAUCAGAGAUCGAUUGGCCUUUCAUGAUUAUGAAUUCCUAACUUGUCAGAGUGGACGCGAUCAAUAUUUCAUCUGUGAAACGCAUGCGGAGAAGAAACUGUGGACAAUGUCGAAUGGACGAUGCUAUGAUCCCGACGAGGGUAAUGAAAGAUGUGAAGAAUCUUCAGCAGCGAAUCAUAGUGAGGUAGAGCAAUGUGAAUAUCUUCUCAAAUGUUCGUUAUCGGAGGAUGCAGAGAAAGAUUGUCACCGCUGUGAUGGUCCUGGAUGUGUCGAGAAACUGAGAAAAGUCUGUCCUUCAACAUUGAUCCGAUACCCACAACGAGCAAUCGUCGCUCCAUUUCUGUUCUUUCUCUUCAAGUACACAAAGAAUAGGAGAAACAAUCUGCCCUAUUUCGUCCUGAUCAAUGGAACAAUUCGAUGUGGAGAUUCGUUCAUCACUGUAAUAGACGAGAUCAUUCCAUUCGAGGCAGAUCUGAAUGUCCGUCGAUUGAUGGAAGACUAUUUUUGUCAACCAGUGGAAACUAGUUCUUGGUCGGAGUUGGUUCAGCCCCAUCGAGAAUGUCAUCGAGCGAAUGAAUCGACCGAUCGAUGUGAAGAAUGGAAUCCGUGCAUGUCAAUCACUCGAAUCAGAGAUGGAUGGUGGAAUUGUCUCAAUUUGGAAGAUGAACGCGAACGGACAUCGAUGGAGAUCGAGAAGAGUUGUGCCGGAGUUCGACGGGAUCGUUUUCGUUGUUCAGUUGAAGAACCCACAUGUCUCAGUGUGAUGAAAAUCGGAGAUAAAAAAACAGAUUGUUUAAAUAGGUUUGAUGAAUUGUGGUUUGAAAAUGGUCGCGAAUUCUCCUCGAUGAACUGUAACGAUCGAACGAACGAUAAAUGUUCUUUUUUUCGUCAAUACAUCGACGAAUCCUGGAGAUCAGCGUCGAUGAACAAAAGCGAAAUAAGCUCAGGACAACGAAUUACUUUUCGUUCGUAUUGUGACACAUUUUGGGAUCUUCAUCCGGAAGAAGAUGAAAAUCUUCUCAAAUGUCGACACUGGUAG
Molecule: messenger RNA, 1860 nt
Organism: Didymodactylos carnosus
Lineage: Eukaryota; Metazoa; Rotifera; Eurotatoria; Philodinida; Philodinidae
Source: the annotation of a GenBank genome assembly